CUGGAGCGCCGUUAACAAAGAGAUUCAACUCUUCUUCAACCUUUUUUUGAUUUUUUUUCCUCAGAAGAACUCUCCUUCAACUACUCUUCUACCGGUUACUACUUGAGCAGAUUGGAUUUUGAUUCUGAGUAACAAAAUGAGCGUUAUCGACAUUCUAACCAGAGUUGAUUCGAUCUGCAAGAAGUACGACAAAUACGACGUCGACAAGCACAAGGAUUCCAAUAUCUCCGGCGACGAUGCCUUUGCUCGACUCUACGCUGUAGUUGAAGCCGACAUCGAGGCAGCUCUUGAGAAAGCAGAAACUGCUUCCAAGGAGAAAAGCAGGGCAUCUGUUGUAGCCAUCAAUGCUGAGAUUCGUCGUACUAAGGCUCGGUUGCUGGAGGAGGUCCCCAAGUUGCAACGAUUGGCUGUAAAGAAGGUAAAAGGGCUUUCCUCGGAAGAAUUUGCUGCUCGUAAUGAUUUGGUUCUUGCACUGCCAGAGAGGAUCCAAGCUAUCCCAGAUGGGACCCCUGCUGCACCCAAAAAAACAGGAGGCUGGGCUGCUUCUGCUUCACGCAGUGAAAUUAGGUUUGAUUCAGAUGGUCAAUUUGACGAUGAAUACUUCCAACAAACUGAGGAAUCAAGCAAAUUUCGGCAAGAGUUUGAAAUGCGUAAAAUGAAGCAGGAUCAAGGUUUAGAUAUGAUUGCAGAAGGCUUGGAUACAUUGAAAAACAUGGCACACGAUAUGAAUGAGGAACUAGAUAGGCAAGUUCCAUUGAUGGAUGAGAUUGACACAAAGGUGGACAAAGCAUCAUCUGACCUAAAGAAUACCAAUGUCAGGCUUAAAGACACAGUGAACCAGCUUCGAUCCAGCCGAAAUUUCUGUAUUGACAUUGUGCUGUUGAUUAUAAUUUUGGGAAUUGCUGCCUAUUUAUACAAUGUGCUGAAGAAAUGAUUUGAUACACGAGGUUAUGUUGUAUUUGUUGGAUGUGGUCGGUCAAACGUCUAGCCCAUUAUGCCAUGUAUGUUCCUGAAAAUAUGUUUGUGAAGUUCUGUUCUGUGUUGUGUGUUUGCGUGUGUAUUUCUGCUGGCACUCGAGAAAUAUACAGAUAUGCGUCUGUCCUUUACGAUCAGCCCGUCUAUGGUGGAAUGACCCGCCGCUUUGUCGAUUAGUUACGGCUUCUUUCGUGUCCUUGCUUCGCAAUAUCUCACCCCAGAUUUGACGUCCAUAUUCUUGUCUUGGGGGAUACUUGUACAAAGUACUAACACAUUGUUUACAUAAAGGAUUUUGCAUCAUGAUUAUAUUCUUUAAUUUUGUACCAGUAUUCAAUUUCACUUGGAAGGGAGAAAGGCAGGUGGGUUCGGAAUCUGAUCAUGAGAUAAAAAUGCACUUGGUGCCCUGCAUUCUUUAUUAUUCUCUGUAAUAUUUAAAACCAAUGUCUUCAAUCUUUAUGCUUCCGUUAAACAAUUUCGUUCGGAACUUUAUUAUUGGACUUUUAUCAUACUA
Molecule: messenger RNA, 1486 nt
Organism: Neltuma alba
Lineage: Eukaryota; Viridiplantae; Streptophyta; Magnoliopsida; Fabales; Fabaceae
Product: syntaxin-71
Exons: 9
Coding region: 137-934 (265 amino acids)
Biological process (GO): vesicle fusion; intracellular protein transport
Cellular component (GO): membrane; endomembrane system; SNARE complex
Molecular function (GO): SNAP receptor activity; SNARE binding
Source: RefSeq, a predicted model, not a curated record